CAUCAAAUCAAGCUGUCAUUCGUGGUUUAUUUUCGUCAUUUGUGAAGUGUAUUCAUUUCUUUAUUCUUGGGGUCUUACAAAAUUCUUUGUAUCCUUGAAACAUAUUAUAUUAAUUUAAUCAAAAGAAACAAUUUUAAAGAAGAUACAAACUUUAAUUUAAAGAAAAUUGUAAAAACAAAAAUCCUUUGUAUGAUUUCAAAGUUGAUUGUGUUAUUAUUUUUUACGUUUCUGGGACAAAGUCAAGAAUGUCUAGAUAGUAAAUGGCCUCUGCGUAUUGUGAUUAGACGUAGAAACGUGUUGUAGUGUUGAUAUUGUUAUUUUAUUAUGGCACAUUUUGGAAAACGCGAUGUUACGUACAGCGCUCUGGACAACGAAUUAACUCCGCCACUGGGUGGUCUGGCGGAGACCACGAAUGCAGCUCCAACUUUUAUAACACUGGACCACGAGCAUGAGGAUGCUAACAAUGUUAUCAUCCACAAAGUGCCCAAAAACAAAGGAGGAUGGACCCACAUAGAGGACCUAGACUCAUUUUUUACAAGAAUGUACAGAUACUAUGUUCGUGGUGGAUUUUAUCCAAUGAUAAUGUCCGACUUGUUUUAUUUGUUGCAAUUUAUUUUCAUAGUGUGGUUUUCCACAUUUUUGGUGUAUUGUGUAGAUUAUACAAAAUUAUUUAGAAAUGGCCCAGAUGCUAAUAGAAGUGACAAAAUUAGUUUAAAUGAUGUUAUUCUUCCACCAGCUGUAUGUGUGCAGAGUGUAGCCUGGAAAUGGUGGUGUCUCGUCACAUUGUGUGCUGUUAUUUGGCUGAUGAGGCUAAUUAUAUCAAUAUACCAUUUAUAUUAUGCAUAUGAUACCAAAUUAUUUUAUAAUAAUGCAUUAAAAAUAAAAGAGAGUGAUUUAGUAUGGAUCAACUGGUCCACAAUUCAAGACAGAGUGAGAGAAGCCCAGCCAGAACACCACAUGUGUGUCCACAAGCAAGAGAUCAACGAACUAGAUAUUUAUCAUCGAAUACUCAGGUUUACAAAUUAUAUGGUGGCAAUGGUGAACAAAAAUUUACUUCCUCUGCAAAUACAUGUGCCUUGUAUUGGUGAUUUUCACUAUUUAUCCCGAGGGUUAAAGUGGAAUAUCGAGUUUUUAUUAUUUUAUAGUCCGUGGAGUCCAUGGGAAAACUGUUGGCAACUCCGUGCAUGUUAUAAGGAUCACUCAAAACGAAUGUUACUAGCACGUCAGCUUGAGAGACAAAUAUUAUGGUUGGCGAUAGUGAACUUACUGCUCGCGCCUCUUAUACAGGCGUGGCAGAUACUAUACUUCUUUUUCAAUUAUGCCGAGUUAAUAAAACGUUCGCCCGCGUCGCUGGGUCUCCGAACAUGGUCGCUGUAUGCUCGCAUCACGCUGCGUCACUUUAACGAGCUGGAACACGAACUACGAGACCGACUGAACAGAGCCCACAAACCAGCAACUAAGUACCUUGGGAGCUUCUCGUCACCCAUCACCACUGUAAUAGCCAAAAACGUCGUGUUUCUAUCAGCGAGUAUCCUGGGCGUGUUGGUUGUGUUGUCGGUGUACGAUGAAGAUGUACUGACGGUGGAACACGUGCUGAGUAUCAUCACCAUACUCGGCUGUGUUCUAGCUGGUGCCAGAGCUCUAAUAGGAGAAGAAGAACGGUUGGGCGGUGGGUGUACGGGACCCGCUCGGGGUGAGGAGCUGUUUGUCCAGGUCCUCGGUCACGUGCACUACCUUCCAGCCGCCUGGAGGGGGCGCGCCCAUACCAAGGAUGUUGCCGCCCACUUCCAACAACUCUUCCAGUUUAGAGCCGUAUACAUCUUCUUCGAGUUGCUGAGUCCGUUGCUGUGCCCAUUGAUCCUGUUCUCGCUUCGUUCACGAGCUCUUGACAUCGUCGACUUCUACCGCAAUUUUACAGUCAGCGUACUUGGCAUCGGCGACGUUUGUUCAUUCGCACAGCUUGAUAUCCGUCGACACGGUCACCCAGAUUGGCAUACACCCGGCAAAUUGAAAGGAGCCACAGCCAACACGCAAUACGACCAGGGUGAAGGUGGCAAGACGGAGCUAUCACUGGUAGCAUUCUCCUGCCGCCACCCUGGAUGGCAACCCACCGAACCAUCGCAGCGCCAGUUCCUCAGGUCAUUGCGUCAGAGCAUGCACCACGCUAUACCUGCCAACAAUCAUCUUAACAAAACGAUGUUGGGCUCGUACAUUCAACAGAGUUUAUUUGGUGCUAUAACGCCGUUGCCAGCAGUGCUCUCUUAUUACCCACAACAGAAGCAGCAGUAUCGAUUGCCAGACAUGGACGAGACGAGUGAUGAAGACGACGCUCCCCCCUCUGGUCCGACCCGCUCCUCCCAGUCCAACCCUCCCCACGGCUUGGCGGGAGUCAGCUCGGUGCUGAGUACCAGCGUCCUUAGUGCUGAGGCACCGAGGCAGCCUGGAGACGACACCCAGGACAUGUCUGUUAGCACGCUACAUCUGUACGAUCUGCAUCUGACUCAGGCGGGUCAGAACGUGUCGUGUUGUACGAACAAAUGCAGCGAGCGGCCGCGGUCGGGGCGGUGGGACAGCGCGGAGGGCGAGGACACGCCGCUCCUCCACCGCCCAUAACACCGGUGCUCACUGUCUCCGCGUGGCGUCAAGUAUCCCGUCUGGGUAUAGACCACCCACGCUAUUUAGACAGUCGCUUCACAAACCUACUCGUAAUUUUAACGCUUUUCUCUACUAUCAUUACCUCUACCAUGACUUUAAAGCAUUAGUACUUAUGAAAAAUUUUACACUGGUACUAUUUUUGUCAUACAAAUAAUUUAUGUUGUCACUAUCAAGUAUCGACAAAUACUAUUGCUCUAAAGGCGUGUUAGAGGUAUAGUUUGAUUUUGUUUGUUCGUACGCAGGUCGUAGCGUAAGUCGUCUAAGCAUAUCGUAAACGUUUCGUGUAUCAUCACCACCGAGCGUUUCAUUAUAAGCUUACACUGCGCCUCGUGUGCGAACAAAUAUUCUUCUACGGCAUUAUAUGCAUGCAAUAAUCUUGGCUUUUCUAAUACGAUAGGACACAAAACUUUUAAUAUUGCCAUAACGUUCUUGUGUCCUAAAUUAUACUAGCCAAGGUAAUAUGUAUCGUAUACAAUGCACUGUAAUUAAUCUCUAUUUCUAUUAUAUCAUUGAAUUGUAUUUAGGUGUAAGUACAUUAUGUUUUGUGUCCAGUUUGUAUCGACUCAUCUAAAUGCGUGUGGUUCAGUCUGUAUUGGGCGACUGACAUAGCUUAUUAUAUUUAUUAAUUUUGAGUAAAGUUGUCCACAAUACUUUAGUGUUCCUAUAACUGAAAGCAAUAAACCCUUGAACCACAACUUCGGCUCACUUUGCUCAAAAUUAUAUGUCAGUGGGAAAGGGUGCCACCGACUGGGGCUUGUCUAUCGAUUUGUGUUUGAGGACACUUUAGAUAUUUGUUAGGUAUAGAGCGCACAUUAUUUCGUCUCGUUAUGAGGCUCGUAUGAAUCUGUACAGCACGACAGGUCACAGUUAGCUCGUCAUGCACGAAGUUCGACCUUACGUCACUAUAUCUAGUACUGGACAGCGUAUGAUUUGUUCAUUACGAUCAUUUACAUUUAUAUUAGUUUGCAUGGGAACAAUGUGUUAGUUAUAUUUAGGUUAUAUAUGCCGCGCAAUUAGCGUGCGAAAAUUUAGUUCAAGUUGAAUUCAGUCCACUGGCCGACACGAACACUACGCGUGUCUCAUCGCAUCGAACACAUGCGCUUCGUAAUACCACACUUCACAUAUUGUUAGCUAUUGUAAUCUAAAUAUAUAUAAAAAUAAAAGCAAUAAUAUUUAAGGUAAAUCCAUAGUUUUAAACAGUUGUUCCAGUGUAUCAUAUGAAAUAUUUUCUAUAGUUAAUAUUUUUAUUAUCAUAAUCAUUAAUAAGCUUUUAACUUUAUUUUUUUACAUCAUAACAUAACUUAAAUAGUGCAAUAGUACAAUCGUUUUUUGAUAAAAUCUGCACAUCCGAUCUCUGAGGAAUUGCGAAUGGGCAGGAGUUAAAAUGGCUUUGGUCUAAACAUAAUGUAUUAAACUCGCUGGUCGAGGAAGCAAGCACGACUACUGAACUGUCCUGAGUUCUAUUCACGAGCCGGACACAGUACUGUCAUUACCUGAUUGAAACGCAAAGAGAGAUAUUAUAAGAAAGAAAAAAAAUCCGCCUAACCCUUUGGGGAAUAAACCUAAACCGUGACUUACGCUCUACAAGUGGUAAUUAUAACAUAUUUAGUAUACAUAAUAUUUAGUAAAUAGCAACGUAGCACCCACUGACAAGGGAAUAAUGAAGUGCUUCUCAUGCGCAGAGUAUAAACGCGCGUAUAAGUACCUGCCCUAAAACACGGCUUCUCACAACCAAACUACUUUGUCUUCCUACCAGAAAGACAGAAAACUAAAUUAUCAGUAUAAUUAAAAGUUGUAAUAUUUUAUAGCAAUUAAGACUAAUACUUGUUAUAUAAUACUUUUUAUAAAUAUUUACCAUGUAGAUUUAACUAUAGAAGUUGUUGCGCUCUGCUGUAGAGUUUUAUUUACCGGCUUAUAUACAGCUGAUGGUAGAGCAUGGAAUAUAUAUUAUAAUAGUUGAUAUUACCAGUGACUAAACUCCAUUCCAAUUAUGAUAAAAACGCUGGAUGCGUAUUAUACCAAAACCAGCGAUUGCUAUUUAGGGUAUCUUCCGAUAUUUAAGACGUUGAAUAAAUAUAAUGAAUUUUAUAUAUGUUGUAUUUAUAUAUGUGCCUAAUAUAAGAUUGGAAGAUUUACUGAUAUUAAAGAUCAUAUGUGACUAUCAUACAGUAAUUUCGUUGGGAAUGCAGAAGUCUGGAUGACACGAGAGUAAUGGCCAUAAAUAUAGACACCCGGCCUUGCAUAAAGACACCGUGCAUAGCUCACUAUGAACUUUAACAAGGCCAUCUUAACUCUUGCUCCACUUAGUAUAAGAUGUUACUAAUUCUUACAAAAAUAACCUGAAACAGUGCCUGAAAUGAAAAAAAUACACUAAAAAGUGACCUUGCAUCACACUAUGUGUGGUAAGUAUUAUAAUCCUAUUGAAAUAAAAACGAUUGUACAUAUUCGUUAAUACAUAUGCACACCUAGUAACAGAGAUAAUGUACACCUCACAAAUUGUUGCAUAUUUUUGAAUAUUAGAUAUAGAGGGAGACAAAUCGGAAUUAGCUUCAAUAAGUAUAUAGCAAUAUACAUUAUGUUGAUACAAGUAAGAUUUUUACACGCAUGUUGGCUACGUUUCUGUUGUAGGUAAGGUAUUCCACCCCUGCAAAGCACUGUAUCACAGAAACUGAAACUGAUAGUAAUUCAUACUUGUUGAUUAAUUGUAGUUACAGAUUAGCUAGAUUACCCAUGUUUAGGUGUGACGCAUGUGGAAUAGACAGCUAGAGCUAGUAGUGGGCGUUUUUAACAAAGUGAAAUAAUUUGUCAGUUUUACUACAAAGGAACAAAAUUAAUCGAAAUGAUUGUAAUUACAAAGCAAGGUACAAAAGUAAGAUAUGUUAGUAGUGUUAGUUCGCGUGAUUUUGUAGUAAUGUGAGUAAAUCGUAUGUAGUUUUAUUAUUAAUCUUAAUCAAAUUACUAGGAUAGCAAUAAUUCAGCCUCUUCCAUUGAUUUUAUGCUGAAGUCUUUCUUCGAAGCUAUAAAUGUGUUGGAACUAAGUUGUGUUCGUAUUUUGAUGAUCUAAGGGAAUGAGUUGUAAUACCUAUGAGCUUAAGUUUAUAUUGAAAUGUUUUCCUCCUUUUUGAGAAAUUAGCUAUAAUUGAUGUUUUAUACUAUCCCUCCAAUGAUCUUAUCUCUUCGUGUUUGUCAUUAUACAAUUGUUUGAUAUUAAGUUUUGGGAAUAUGUAACAUCGGGUUUCUUGAUACGCACAGUUUAAUGUCUGUAGCUUCUAAUGUUGGAGAAAAUAUGUGAUGACGUAGUACCAAGUUCCUAAUUCCUAAGACGAUUUGAACAGAUUUUUGUAAGAGAUUGAUAGAAUUGGUUCUAAAAAGAUACCUCAAACAUUCAGUCACUCCUAAAAUGGAAGCCUCGGGAUUAAAUUGUUGGCGAUUCUUGUUAAAGUUUUUUAUAAUUAGACGUAAUAAUUAUCCUCGCAACGGUUGUUAGAAUGUUCACUAAAGUAUUAUUAACUAUUUAGGUACUGUAAACGUUGUACCAUCGACCCGUUUACACGUUACUGCUGUACGGUGUAAACAAUACAAACCCUACAUUGCAUAUUGCAACACUUCACAGUGGUUACCAUGGUAACCAAACAGUCGUGGCCCCAGCCGAGAAUAAUUUAGGGUUAUUAUUAAUGAAGAAAUACUAAACACUUCGACCGUUGCUAUCACCAAAGUAAACAUUUCUUAUGACUUAAAUCAUUAAUUCUCUUCCUAUCUUUACCACUUAUUUGAAACGUAUUUAACGGAGAAAGAUUGUAUCUAAAAAGCGGUUUUAACUUUUAUCAGGUCAUAAAGCGUCACCAGGGUGUUACUAAACUUACGUCCUGUGCUGUGACAGGUGUAGGACGCUAUAAAGCCAUUUAAAGUCUUCCUACUUAGAUGAUAUAUUCAGCUAGCAGACUAGCCAUAGAUACCGAAGCCCAAGUGCACGCUUAGAAGUUUUCAUUCAAAGUUUUAUAUAUUGUAAACAGAAAAUAUUAUAUUAUAUAAUAUGCUAUAUAUUUUUUACAUAACAAACGCCGUAUUUUUAUAGUGCUGUUUGCUGUUAGAGUCCACGGAUAGAUAGUGAAAAUUAGCUGAUAUUUUUCAUAUACAUUACAUACAACUCAUAUAUUAUAUCAACAUACAAUCGAUAGUUUAUAAUUGUGUAAGCACGUUGCCCAUAUUAUUGCUAACUUGUGAUAAAUGAACUUAUGUAUGUAAUUUUAGAGUUUGGUUUAGUUGUGAAUGUUCCAUCUCUUGCUUUCUUUUUGCCGCUCGGGCGAUACUCAGACAUAAUCUGUAGGCUUAGAUUUUGGUACACUAAACUUCCAUUUAUAAAAAAAUGAAAAAAAAAAUGCAUAAUAUUACUCUCCCAUUUAAGUAUUAAUCUAUAACUUUUUUGAAUCCUGAUAUGCUUCAUUAUCCAAUACUUAAUAUGGUCUAUUGAUAACCUUACCAGUUACUGUUUUACCUUGCAACCACGUCUUGCGACAGGGGUUUGUUUAAAAUACAUGUUUAUACAGAUUACUAUUAUCAAUUAAACCGUUACCUUAGUUCUAAUUAGUUUUUAAAUUUUAGUCAUUUAGUAGUCUUGCGUGAAAGUAUAUUUAUAUGAUUUGUUUUCUGUAUGUGUUACGUGUGCGGUGUUGCAUUUAAACCUUACAGUUAUUGUCAUAAGGUUUAAAAUGUAGUGUUUUAAACUGGAACUGUAGGGUUUCAAUGCGGUGCUGUAGGAUGUGUAUAAGUACUAUGUGACGUUCGUCAAUGCGUGUACGUGUAUGCCAUCUUAUUCGAUUUAUUUGGUGAUUGGUUGCACUAAAUUACGGAUGUCCGAGAAAAGGCCAACGUGGCCUUCACCAAAUUAUAUUCAUUUCAACAGGGCAAUCGCUAUUAAUCCAAAAUAAAGUACCAGACAUAUGUCAAAAGGUUAGAAUCGAUUCUAAAUUCGAUAUUACCGUUUUCUGAUUUAUUGAAAGAUAUCAAUCAAUAACGCAUAUUGCCACUCUGAAGGUAAAGUCCAUAAAAAUAAUUAAAACUAAAUCAUUCUCCAACGAAAGAUGAUAUUUAUUUGUUCUGCAGUUGUGAGGCCUUGUUGUACAUUUUUAAAUCGAUUUGAUUUUUAUAAUAAUCUUAGUUUAUUUUCUGAUAUUGUAAAAACUGAUGUAGAGCAUAGUAUUGUACCUUAUAAGGAAUAUGUAAUAUUUUAAUAAAAAUGGCUUAUUUUCGUAAAAGCAAUUUAAAAUUAUUAGUAUUAUUAUAAAUUUUAAUAAGCAACACAUUAUAUUGCCUCGCCUAUGAAUAUGCACCAAUUAAAAUUGUCUAUAAAUUAUAUUAUUGCCAAUGUUAUGGUCGUUUAUAUUUUUAUAGAAGUAACAAACGUCAGCAAAGCAAUGCCUUAAAUAAAUAGCCUGUAAUAGAUUAAUGAUACGUUGUGGUCUGUUGUUAUGUAAUAAUAUUUGUAUGUCGGGCGCACUCGACCACGAAGAUACAGCUAACGGCUUGUUCACGUAGGAUCACGCGAGUGAACCGCUACAGCUACAUGUAAACCGCGAGCGCUGAAAAGAGAGAGAGAGAGGGGGUCGCGGUUGCCGCUUGUUACACCGCACCUGCCUUUUGUGAACACUUGGAUGUCUUGUCAUGUUUGAUAUUUCGUGACGGCACCGUGAACAAGCAUUUAGUUUGUAACGAUUUUAAAAUCCUUAUGUGGCUUUAGUAUCAAGUAAAUGGCGCGGCGGUGUAACGAGUGCGCCCGCGUUCCCAACAAGCACUUCUCCGCAUUGGUCGUCAGCGCACACUUCUGUGAUAACUUCAUGUUGUAUUGAUGCAAUGAUUCGAAAUGGUAAUACGACAACCUGAUUGUAUUAAAGCAGUGGUUCCCAACCUGUAGUCCGUGGACACAGAAGACAAAAAAUGGUCCACUGAAUGGAAAAAUAAUUACACAAGACUACACUUCUGUCCAAUAAAUGCUACCACAUCUCAGAGGAGACAACUGAGAAGAUCGCUUGAUUUCAAUAAUCCAUAAGUCACUAUUUUUAUGAUGGUAUGAGAAAAAUCAGUGUUGUCCCAAAUGAAUAGAUAAAUUAUAAAAGUGGUCUUUGACCAGAAAAAAGUUGGGAACCCCUGUAUUAAAUGAUAAAAUAAUAUGAAAUACUCAAACGCUCAAUUUGUGAGUCCGCCGAAAAGUUGAUAUUUACAUUAUGUAUUUACCCUGAUCUGUGUUGUAAAGCAAAACGUGGUUUGUGAAAAUUAUAAGACUAGAUUACAGCAAAGAUUUUUUUAUCGAAUGCUAAUUUGUAAAUAUUAUACAACGAUAUAUUUGUUAUAUUUACCUAAUGUUAAUGUAACUUUCGUAUCUUUACUCGUAAGGACCUGACACUCACGUAAACAUCGUUGACGAAUUGCAACUGCUUGUAUUGUGGAAUCGUGUAAGUUUUUAUUAUUACUUUUAUUACUCCGUGGGUUAGUGCAGUACGGGCAGUGCAAUUCUUGACGUGAUGUGGCGGGUCUGUACUCCAAAUUUAAUUGGUCACUAAUUAUCCUAUUAUCAAUCGAUGCCAAUAAUUUUAUAAAGCCAUGACAAAUUCGACAAAUAUUUAUGUCCAUCAUAUCUGAAAAAUAUUUCAAGUUUUCAAAAAAAUAAUAAUAAAAUCAACUGAGUUCUGCCACAGAACAAAAAGCCCCUUCUUCCUAUGGAACUCGUUAUAUUAGUGAACCUUUUGCUUUAAUCCGGGGAUCGCGAUAUAGCCUACUUCUUCUCAUGUUUUAAGUAUAAAUUUCUUAGUCGUUAGUCUUGUGAUGUGUUCAUUAUAGUCUAUGGUGCCAUGAUGUCAGUGGCGGAUCCAGGAGAGGUCGAUACUCCUCCUUCCGAGUGAUUGGGUCCGGCCUGCACGGUGUAGGCACGCUAAGUAUGUAGAACCUUAUAAUCUUUCGAUGUUAGUUGGGCAUUCGGCCUGAAUUAUUCUGUGUACGGAUGAUUGCAGUCUUCUACCGGUAUUUUUUAUAUUUCAUCGCAGUGUGUCAUGGUUGUCCCGGAGCCGCUUGGCACAUGGCUAGCCGACAUCUUACGUUAACUUUAUUAACCAAAUUUGUAAAUAUUUAGUUCAAUUUAUAACAUAAGAAUAUUGUGAUAAAUAAUUAUAUAUUUUUGUCAACUUAUCACGUAACAUGUUUAGAUAGUUAUUUUUAAAUACACACUAUGUUGUAAUCAUUAUUUUGUAACAUGAAUGAACGAUAAAGCAUUGAAUAUUUCAGUACCAAUGUUCGCUAUUUUCAUUACGCGCAUUGUAAAUAAAAAUUUCAAAUAA
Messenger RNA from Spodoptera frugiperda (fall armyworm), 9983 nucleotides. It is a transcript of the gene Atg9, whose product is annotated as autophagy-related protein 9A. The transcript is spliced from 15 exons. Gene Ontology annotation, cellular component: phagophore assembly site; autophagosome. Bases 325 to 2613 code for a protein of 762 amino acids. NCBI's taxonomy places the organism in Eukaryota, Metazoa, Arthropoda, Insecta, Lepidoptera, Noctuidae. The record is from RefSeq and is a predicted model, not a curated record. Gene Ontology annotation, biological process: autophagy of mitochondrion; protein localization to phagophore assembly site.